CCGCGUCACAAGUUUUGCGCGCCGCAUGACAGACGCACUGCCCAGUCGCGGACCACCGUGCGCGGACACGCAAACAUUGAACACGACAGAGCCACUGCAUUCCCUUGCCUUCCGAAUACAACGCACGAGACGGACCUGAUAGACACUCUCGGGGACGCAAAAAGCGAACGUACGCACCUCGGCGCGGCGGUAAUAAUAGUCGGAACGCAGCAGCAGGACGCGUGCGAGGCACAAUGGCGCCGGCCAAGAGGAGCGUAAAAUCGGAUGCCGCAGUGGCGGCCAAGGCGCACGAGGCGCUCGACAAGGUGGCGGAUGCGCAGGCCAUUGUGCCCGCGCCGCGACGGCAGCAGCAGCAAGGCAAGCUUCCCGUGCUCGUGCAGUUCCCCAUCGCGGCAGCUCUGAGCUUCGCGCUCGCGAGCCUGGGCUACAGCAUCGUCGGAGAGGUGAGCAAGGGAGAGCUUGUCUCCGUGUUCCGCGCGCAGGACACGUGGGGCCACCUGGCCAUCUUGGCCGGAUGGAGGAUCACCGAGCUGGCGGUCGCGUGGUUCGGCAACAUGGACAGCCUGGACGUGGCCAUGAUGGACCUCCUGUCCCAUGCGCCAUCGCUCUACCUGCUCGCGACCUUCUACUCGCUUAGCCCCCGAACAGCUGCGUCGGCGCUCGUCGUGGACGUUGUGUCGGCGGCCGUGCCCUUUGCGCUUAUGCGUCCUCUCUCCGAGAUCCAUCGACCCUCAGCCAAGAGCGGCAACCGCGAGCUCAUCGACUUGCCCAUGCUGCUAUAUACAGCGGCUCUAUCCACGGGCAUCUAUACCGUGGUUCUCGCCCUGUCGCUCCGGCUCGUGCUGCCGCGCAUUCUAGUCGUGUACUUUUCCGGCCUGCCCAGCGUGGAGCCGGCGUACUCAGCGACGUACGGCGCCGUACUUCCCGUGACGGGCGUGUUGGGGGCGGCGGCGAGCCUCUUCAUUUUCGCGCCGUUUGCCACGACGGGCAAGUCCAAAGAGGACGACAAGCUGGGCAAGUUCGACCCCGUGGAGGCGACGCUCGGGGAGACAGUGCGGUGGAACCUCUGGGGCUACACGGCCAAGACCAAGGUGGUGAUCCGGCGGACGGCGGCAGCGGCGUUUGUGACGGGGGUCAACACGUACCUGGCAUGCACCAUGACCAUUUCCGGGGUCGACUCGACGGGCGCGACGGCGUAUGCGGCCGUUUGGGUCGUUGCCGCGUUGAGCACGGGGCUGGGCCUCGGAUUGGUCGGCAGCGGCGACUGAAGCGGCUGUUGGGGCCAGUCGGGACGAGGCGAGGCGCUCGCAUGCGCUGAUGACACUGUAUCAUCAGCCUUACGCGUAGUAUGGCGAGCGGCAACGCCGAUAUGCAAGGUACGCGAUGGGCUCGUCGGCAGGGGCGAGCCGCACAACUUUAGGGCUGAAGACGGGGAGGGGGGGAAGGUGCGUAAUACGGGAGAAGGGGAAGGGAGGGUGGUGUGUUUGGGGUUGGGGGCCGCCGAAGUAGGGCUGGUGGGCGUUUUCCAGGACGAGGAUCCUAUGCGCGGAGGAUAGAUACGCUUGAGUUUUUUGGCAAUUGGGUUGUAUUGGCAAUGGGUGAGGGAAGGGGAUGAGGAGCGGACGGACUUGCAGUCGAUAUACCACAUCUUACUAUUUUCCUCCUUGGGUCUUACACACC
This is a messenger RNA of Purpureocillium takamizusanense, 1680 nucleotides long. RefSeq lists its product as uncharacterized. Lineage: Eukaryota; Fungi; Ascomycota; Sordariomycetes; Hypocreales; Ophiocordycipitaceae. The record is from RefSeq and is a predicted model, not a curated record. The coding region runs from base 234 to 1268 and encodes 344 amino acids. The transcript has 3 exons.